UUCCCAUUUUGCCUGCUCGGGGCUCGGUGGCGGCCGGGCUCGGGGCUGACGUGCCGCCAUGGGGUCGUCAAAGAAGCACCGCGGGGAGAAGGAGGCGGCCGGGACCACGGCGGCGGCCGGCACCGGGGGCGCCAACGAGCAGCCGCCGCGACACCGAGAGCACAAAAAACACAAGCACCGGAGCGGCGGCAGCGGCGGCAGCGGCGGCGAACGACGGAAGCGGAGCCGGGAACGGGGGGCCGAGCGCGGGGGCGGGCGGCGCGGGUCCGAGACCGAGGCCCGCAGCGGUGCGCACGGGCGGGAGCGCAGCCAGGCCGAGCCCUCCGAGCGGCGCGUGAAGCGGGAGAAGCGGGACGAUGGCUACGAGGCCGCUUCCAGUUCCAAAACCAGCUCAGGAGAUGCCUCGUCACUUAGCAUCGAGGAGACCAAUAAACUCCGGGCAAAGUUGGGGCUGAAACCCUUGGAAGUCAAUGCCGUCAAGAAGGAGGCGGGCACCAAGGAGGAGCCCGUGGCAGCCGAUGUCAUCAACCCCAUGGCCUUGCGACAACGAGAGGAGCUACGAGAAAAGCUGGCAGCUGCCAAAGAAAAGCGCCUCCUGAACCAAAAGCUGGGGAAGAUAAAGACUCUGGGGGAGGAUGACCCCUGGCUGGACGACACUGCGGCCUGGAUCGAGAGGAGCCGGCAGCUGCAGAAGGAGAAGGACUUGGCGGAGAAGAGGGCCAAGCUGCUGGAGGAGAUGGACCAGGAGUUUGGUGUCAGCACUCUGGUGGAGGAGGAGUUCGGGCAGAGGCGGCAGGACCUGUACAGUGCCCGGGACCUGCAGGGCCUCACUGUGGAGCAUGCCAUUGACUCCUUCCAAGAAGGGCAGACUAUGAUCCUUACCCUUAAGGACAAAGGCGUGCUGCAGGAGGAGGAAGACGUGCUGGUGAACGUGAACCUGGUGGAUAAGGAGCGGGCAGAGAAAAACGUGGAGCUGCGGAAGAAAAAGCCCGACUACCUGCCCUAUGCAGAGGAUGAGAGUGUGGAUGACCUGGCACAGCAAAAACCCCGCUCUAUCCUGGCCAAGUACGACGAGGAGCUGGAGGGCGAGCGGCCGCACUCCUUCCGUUUGGAGCAGGGCGGCAUUGCCGAUGGCCUUCGGGAACGUGAGCUGGAAGAGAUCCGCACCAAGCUGCGGCUGCAAGCUCAGUCCCUGAGCAUGGUCGGGCCGCGGCUCGCCUCCGAGUACCUCACGCCAGAGGAGAUGGUGACCUUUAAAAAGACCAAGCGGAAGGUGAAGAAGAUCCGAAAGAAGGAGAAGGAGGUGGUAGUGCGGGCUGACGACUUGCUGCCUCUUGGGGACCAGACUCAAGAUGGAGACUUUGGUUCCAGGUGGGCAUGGACACAGGUGGGGUCUGAGAAGGAGCCGUGUCUCAACCCCCCACCGUCAGAUGACACUCGAGUGGAAAACAUGGAUAUCAGUGAUGAGGAGGAGGGCGGGCCACCACCUGGGUCCCCAGAGCUGCUGGAGGAGGAUGAGGCUGAACUGGAGCUGCAGAAGCAGCUGGAGAAGGGCCGCCGGUUACGGCAGCUGCAGCAGCUGCACCAGCUGCGGGACAGCGGCGAGAAGGUGGUGGAGAUUGUGAAGAAGCUGGAGUCCCGCCAGCGGGGCUUGGAGGAGGAUGAGGAUCCGGAGCGGAAGGGGACCAUCGUGUUCAACGCCACGUCGGAGUUCUGCCGCACCUUGGGGGAGAUCCCCACCUACGGGCUGGCCGGCAACCGGGAGGAGCAGGAGGAGCUCAUGGACUUCGAACGGGACGAGGAGCGCUCGGCCAACGGCGGCUCCGAGUCUGACGGGGAGGAGAACAUUGGCUGGAGCACAGUCAACCUGGAUGAGGAGAAGCAGCAUCAGGAUUUCUCUGCCUCCUCCACCACCAUCCUGGACGAGGAGCCCAUCGUGAAUAGAGGGCUGGCAGCCGCGCUGCUCCUGUGUCAGAACAAAGGACUGCUGGAGACGACAGUGCAGAAGGUGGCCCGGGUGAAGGCGCCCAACAAGUCCCUGCCGUCAGCGGUGUACUGCAUUGAGGACAAGAUGGCCAUCGAUGACAAGUAUAGCCGGCGGGAGGAGUACCGGGGCUUCACCCAGGACUUCAAGGAGAAGGACGGCUAUAAGCCUGAUGUUAAGAUCGAGUAUGUGGAUGAGACGGGCCGAAAACUCACACCCAAGGAGGCUUUCCGACAGCUGUCCCACCGCUUCCACGGGAAAGGCUCGGGCAAGAUGAAGACAGAGCGGAGGAUGAAGAAGCUGGACGAGGAGGCGCUCCUGAAGAAGAUGAGCUCCAGCGACACACCCCUGGGCACUGUGGCUUUGCUCCAGGAAAAGCAAAAGGCCCAGAAGACACCGUACAUCGUGCUCAGCGGCAGCGGCAAGAGCAUGAACGCGAACACCAUCACCAAGUGAAGCCGUCCUCCCCUCCGGUCCCCUCCCAACUUUAAUAUUAAAUAAAGUUCCCUCCUUAUUUUUUCCUCCCUCGUCAUGGUGCAGAUUCCAGGGUUAGACCUCAGAGGAGAGGCAGGCGGUGCUGGCAGGCUCAGUGGUCAGCUAUGUGGCCUCAGGCAAGUCACUGAACCUCUCUGAGCCUUCGUUCUGCCAUUUGUACAGGAUGUCCUGUGAAAAUUAAAUGCGCUCAUUCAUUCAUUCACCUGGAAAUCAGAAAUGAGCAAGACCCCUCUGAGUUGGCUUAGAGUCUGGCCUCUACUGGGUGAGACCUGGUCUCUGAUGACACAAAUAACUAAACACGAUGGACAGAGAAAACUAGCCUGGACCUCUGAGACGGUCCUCCACUCCUGCCCGAGGCACCAGCCACCCGGGAAGCCAGUCGUUUAUCUUCUCAACCCCUCCCCCCACUGCCCCUGCUGAGGUAGCACAGCUCCCGACGCAUUGUCGGUCAGGCCUUAUCCUCUGCGAGGCUGGCUUUCCGGUAAGAAAUGGAAGAUGUUUAGAGACUCGGGCUCCUGGUCUGCCCUGGCUUCCAGUGCUACACGAGUCACUGCCCUCCAGGGCCCAGGACUGCCCAGCCUGGCAGGGCAGGGACUGGGCUGUGUGCAGGGUGGAGGGGCCACCCCAUGGUCCUUGACCCCCUUGGCCUGUGGAGAAGAGUGAGUGCUCAGGGCAGCGUUCCUUAGAGCGCCUCCCAGACUUGCCCGGGAGCAGCUGCAGCAGGGAAGACGGCCCUGGAGUGAACUCUGAGGGAGGCUGGAGCACGCUCUGUGGACACCCCAGAGCCCUGGAAGGGGAGGAUGACAAGUGGCUCCCAUGGGAGUUGCACAGAAGCUGCGUCCUGCCUCCACCGAUACCCAAAUACAUUCCAGAUGCUUCAGAUUUUUUUUAAUGAAAAAAUACAUAGGAGCAAAAUGAAUUUUUAUAAGUAAUUGAAGUGGGAAAAUGUAAGCAAAGAACGAAAUACAGUUGCCUUAACCAA
This is a messenger RNA of Myotis lucifugus (little brown bat), 3461 nucleotides long. It is a transcript of the gene SART1, whose product is annotated as SART1, U4/U6.U5 tri-snRNP-associated protein 1. Gene Ontology annotation, cellular component: U4/U6 x U5 tri-snRNP complex. Bases 59 to 2440 code for a protein of 793 amino acids. The record is from RefSeq and is a predicted model, not a curated record. NCBI's taxonomy places the organism in Eukaryota, Metazoa, Chordata, Mammalia, Chiroptera, Vespertilionidae. Gene Ontology annotation, biological process: mRNA cis splicing, via spliceosome; maturation of 5S rRNA. The transcript is spliced from 20 exons.